AUGCAGCAGCAGAGCGGGGCCAAGGCACAGCGAAGGGCGCCGCACCGGCGCAGUUGGGACUAUGUGCUGCGGAGUGGCCUGGCUGGCGGGAUUGCGGGGUGUGCGGCCAAGACGGCGAUUGCGCCGCUGGAUCGGGUCAAGAUUUUGUUCCAGGCGAGCAAUCCGGACUACCAAAAGUACAGUGGGCGGUGGCUGGGUGUGGUGGAUGCGAUGCGGCGGAUUGUGGAUCAGCAGGGUCUGAUGGGGCUGUUUCAUGGGCAUAGUGCGACGAUUCUGCGUAUUUUUCCGUAUGCGGCCGUCAAGUACAUGGCGUAUGACGUGCUGCAUCUGGCGCUGAUGCCGACGCCGCAGGACGAGACGGGUCUGCGGCUGUUUCUGGCGGGGUCGAUGUCGGGUGUGCUGAGUGUGUUUUUGACGUACCCGCUGGAGCUGAUCCGCGUGCGUCUGGCGUUUGAUACGAAGAGCAAGCCGCAGCCUGGGAGUCUGCGCCACAUUAUCACGAAAAUAUACCACGAGGGCGCGCCGGAGGGCGAGGGCGGCGCGCCUCAGCGAGCGCUGCUGCACCAGUUUCCGAUUCUCAAGUUUUACCGUGGCUUUACGUCGACGAUCCUGGGCAUGGUGCCGUAUGCGGGCACGUCGUUCCUGGUGUUUGAGCGGACGAAGGCGUGGCUGUAUGGGCUGCUGCUGAACAGGGAUUCGCGGGGUGCGCCGCUGUCGGAUCGGCCGCCGCUGUUGGAGCUGAGUCGCACGGUCGUGGAUUUGGCGUCGGGCGCGCUGGCGGGUGCGAUUUCGCAGACGGCGUCGUACCCGUUUGAGGUGAUCCGCCGGCGGCAGCAGGUGGGGGGUCUGUUGCAUCCGAGUCGGAUGCAGCAGAUCUCGGAGACGAUCCGGUGGAUUUAUGCGACGCGCGGGCUCGGUGGGUUCUACAUUGGCCUGGGUAUUGGCUACUUUAAGGUGGUGCCGAUGACGGCCAUUAGCUUUGCCGUGUGGUCGGAGAUGAAGCGGGUAUUAGGUAUAUAG
Molecule: messenger RNA, 1020 nt
Organism: Malassezia restricta
Lineage: Eukaryota; Fungi; Basidiomycota; Malasseziomycetes; Malasseziales; Malasseziaceae
Product: solute carrier family 25 (mitochondrial carrier protein), member 16
Exons: 1
Coding region: 1-1020 (339 amino acids)
Biological process (GO): transmembrane transport
Cellular component (GO): mitochondrial inner membrane
Source: RefSeq, a predicted model, not a curated record